AAAUUGAAUGAAAUGCAGCAUGGUAGAAAAGUGAAACUGUUAUACAAAAGUAUACUGCGAAUGCAUCGGGGUCUCCCGGAAGCACUGCAGGAUUUAGGCAACAAAUAUGUAAAAGAAGAGUUUAAACGACACAAAAAUUGUUCUGUCGUCGAGAGCCAAUUGUUCAUAAACGAAUGGGCAGAAUACGCUUUGAUCUUAGCGGAACAGUUAGGCUUACGAGGUAAGCCCGUGGGAAUGAUUGGAGCAAAUUUGUCGGAGAAGCAAUUGCAGUUCUUUCGAGAUGAACAACUGUCUCAACUAUACGAACUACUGCAAGAAGCUAAGCGGUGAACAAUGCGUGAAUGAAGAAUCGUACGUUGGCGGAUCGAUAGCUGGUACAUCUGCUUCAUUUGCAACACUCAGGUACGAUUCGGGCAGUGUCGGGAAGUAUGCGUCACAUUCGAAACUCUGUUUAAUUUCCGUUAAAUAGACACGAUGACAACGAUCCGAUUCCAUUGCCUCUUUGUACACGCUACUGCCACCGACGAUCCAGACGUUCUCGAUAUUUGCACCAUGGUCAGUCGAAUCUAGCUUGCGUAUAGCUUCUUGAAGACUGCCACAAACAAUUACUUCUGGCGGAAACAUAUGGUCGGCUGGAUUGCGCGUGAGAACUAUAUUUAAGCGAUCCGACAACGGGCGCUUAGUCUCGGGCACUCCGAAGUACGUCUUUCUUCCCAUGAUCACUGCAUUUCGCUUGCUGCUAUCCAAUACUUUUUUCGUCAUACGAGAAAAGUAUCUUAGCUCAUGUCUGCAAACAAACGCGAUAACAUUGUAUUUUGUUACGAAUAAACGUGGGCUUAAUACUUACUUUAGCUUCCAUGGUAGA
This is a messenger RNA of Anopheles cruzii, 865 nucleotides long. RefSeq names its product succinate dehydrogenase assembly factor 3, mitochondrial (gene Sdhaf3). The record is from RefSeq and is a predicted model, not a curated record. NCBI's taxonomy places the organism in Eukaryota, Metazoa, Arthropoda, Insecta, Diptera, Culicidae. The transcript has 4 exons. Gene Ontology annotation, biological process: succinate metabolic process; mitochondrial respiratory chain complex II assembly. Gene Ontology annotation, cellular component: mitochondrion; mitochondrial intermembrane space. Bases 13 to 330 code for a protein of 105 amino acids.